UACAUAAACCGCCAGGCACGUGCUGCUGAGCUUUUAUUUUUUCGUCGUGCCUGCCGCCUGCAUUUGGAGUUUAUUUUCCUUAUUUGGCUCAAAGCCGGCGGUGCUACAUUCUCACUCGAUCGCGCGCGCUCUCUGUGUGUCUUUAUCUUCAGCCCCCCACCACCUCACCACCGGCAGCGCCAUGGGCAAGAAUAGCAAGCGCAACAACAAAGCCAAACAGCAGCAGGCGCAACAAGCUAGAGCCGCUUCCGGCGGCGGUGGAGCUGCAUCCUCCAGCAGCACCACUACCAACAACAACAACAACAGCAGCAGCAACAAUAAGAAUGAGGAACAGAAUGCCCUGCAACGACGCAUCCCCCGGACAAAUGGAAAGCAGCGAAAAGAGCUUAACCAAUUGGUUUUGCAACUAUUGGAUUUGGUGCAAGUACAGCCGGCAAAUCCCAAUGAUGAGUGGACCCAGUAUGUUCAGCUGCAGAAACUAUUGGAGCGCAUUACCCAGCUGGAGGAGCCACUGCAGAAGGCGGUGUGCCAGGAGAUCGCCGCCGGCGACGAUCAGCAGCGGCUGGCCAAAGUGCAGGCGUUCAGUGAGUGGGCCAAAGCGGCCGGCGUGCGCAGCGAUGGCGUCGAGAUAGCCAUCUUUCCGGGUUACCAACUGGGCCUACGGGCCACCCGUGACCUGGCCGCCGACGAGCAAGUGCUAAGUGUGCCCCGUAAGCUGAUCUUUUCGGAGGAACAUCUCCCGGAAUCGGAUCGGCGUCUCUUCUGCAAUUAUCCGCUGCUGACGAACUUCAAUCUGGCCUAUGCCCUGGUCAUCGAGAAGGUGCGCGGCACGGAUAGCGAGUGGCAUCCCUACAUUGAUCUUCUUCCGGCCAAGUACAAUACGGUGCUGUACUUUAGUGUAGCGCAGAUGCAGCGCCUCCGGGGCACCGCCGCCGGUGCGGUGGCCUUGCGUCAGUGCCGUGUGAUUGCCCGCCAGUAUGCCAACAUGUACAAGUGUGCCCACAUCCGUUCGGAGGCGAGCAGCAAUGAUGGAGGAGGUUCCAUGGGUGUCCUAUUCACACAGCACGGCCUGUGCUAUGAGCUGUACAGGUGA
This is a messenger RNA of Drosophila serrata, 1093 nucleotides long. RefSeq names its product SET domain containing 3 (gene Setd3). NCBI's taxonomy places the organism in Eukaryota, Metazoa, Arthropoda, Insecta, Diptera, Drosophilidae. The record is from RefSeq and is a predicted model, not a curated record. Gene Ontology annotation, biological process: peptidyl-lysine trimethylation; actin modification; peptidyl-lysine monomethylation. Gene Ontology annotation, molecular function: protein-lysine N-methyltransferase activity; protein binding; protein-L-histidine N-tele-methyltransferase activity.